Messenger RNA from Malania oleifera, 1786 nucleotides. RefSeq lists its product as uncharacterized. NCBI's taxonomy places the organism in Eukaryota, Viridiplantae, Streptophyta, Magnoliopsida, Santalales, Ximeniaceae. Gene Ontology annotation, biological process: protein modification process. Gene Ontology annotation, cellular component: mitochondrion. The coding region runs from base 720 to 1541 and encodes 273 amino acids. The transcript has 4 exons. The record is from RefSeq and is a predicted model, not a curated record.
GUAUUAUUUAAUAUAUUAUUUUAAAAUUAAGAUAAAACCGGAAAAAACUCCCGUGGGUCACUCUCACUCUCUCGUCUGCGAUUCCCCCACCCCCCUGCUACUGCUACGCCGCUAGCCUGCUUGCCAGCACCCAGCGACCAGCACCACUGCACCAGUAGCCACGCAGCCACGCUGAAUCUCCCUCUCGGCACUCUCCCCUAUCGUCGUCUCUCACUCUCUGUCUCUCCUCUGCGAUUCCCCCCUCCCCCUUCUAGGUUGCUAGCCAAGUAGCCAAUCCCAGUAGCCACGCAGCACGCUGAAUCUGCCUCUCUGUCUAUCGUCGUCUGAAUCGUCUCUCACUCUUGCCUCUCGGAUCUAAUCUCAGGCUCAGCCAGGUCUCGGUUAAAAACCGAAAAUUGUAACUGAACCGGCAAAUUUUCGGUUUUCAGUGGAAGAACAACUUCGGUUCGGUUUCGGUUCCGGUACGGCGAUUUCAAAACCGACAUUUUCGGUUCGGUUCGGUUCGGUUUUCGGUUCUGGCCGAAACCGAACUGCACUGAAGCAACUCCGUUCUCUUUUUUUCCCCCUUUUCCUCGAAGGCAUUCAUUAUUAUAUUAAGCAGUUUUUGGGGAACGGCAGUAAUUGAUGAGGUCGUAGAAUACCCCAUUUGAAGCUGAGCACGGUAAUCUCACGAAUAAAAGAAUUGGUAACUAGGUGUCUGAUCAGAAUUGUGAGUGCCGAUGAUGAUUGCCGGAACCAGAGGCAUUGGGCUCCCAUUAAUAAAUCUUCUAAGAUUUAAGGGAUUACCCAUUUUGCAACAGCUACACUUGGAGGAGGAGCUGCUACGGACCUCGUCGGAUAAUUGGUGCAUUAUGAAUGAUGGAACGAAUGACCCUACUGUCGUGAUGGGGGUUUCUGGGAAACCUUCUGAACUGCUCGAAAUUGACUCAGUAUUAAGAGAUCGGGUUCCUGUCAUUAGAAGGUUUACUGGGGGAGGUACUGUUAUUGUUGAUUGUGGGACAAUAUUUGUUACUUUUAUAUGCAACAAGGAUGCUAUUCCUGGGUUACAACCAUAUCCUGGCCCUAUCAUGUCUUGGAGCAGUCUAUUGUACCAUGAUGUGUUCCAAGGAAUUGGUGAUUUCAACCUUUGUGAAAAUGAUUAUGUAUUUGGUAAUCGCAAGUUUGGUGGAAAUGCUCAAUCCAUUACGAAAAACCGCUGGAUUCAGCACACUUCUUUUUUAUGGGACUAUGAUGUCAAGAACAUGGCUUACCUAAAACAUCCAAAACGAGCUCCUGAAUAUCGAUUGGCAAGGGGCCAUUUGGAGUUCAUAUGCCGUUUGAAGGACCAUAUGCCAAGACCAGUUUUCAUUGAGGGAACUGUUAAGGCAGUUGGAACCCAUUUUUCAGUUAGAUCCAGAGAGCUGGAAGCAAUUGAAACUGCCCCAAGUAGAAUAUUUGCUCACUCUUCCAGGCUGCUGACAAAGCAGGAGCUAGCAGCGACUGUUCCUGCAUCUGAUUUUGAGAUUUCUGCACCUGAAUCUUUCAGAAGUGUAACUAUUUGAUAUUUAGGGUUUAUAGUUUCAAUUCGUAGCGUGAAACCUACUAGGUUACGUGCCUUCUCAUUUGGUGCCAAAAUCAUAGUCUGCUUUCCCAAAUGCUGAAAUACUCAUUUUAAGUUGCAAGCUUGCAAGAUGUAGAAUGCAGGUUCAAAUUAUAAGGUAGUGUCUGGGAGUAUAGAUUUUGAGACUUGAAUUUGAAUUUGUGUGGUUUUAAAAGAAAUGGAAUAUAGUUUUAUAUUGUAUUUUGU